CUCAGAGCAGUGCAGACUGUCUGCAGCCAGUCGACUCUGUCUGUCUGUGUCAGUCAGUAGGUCAGCAGCGCCUCUUGAUCUCUGCCAACGCUUUACUUUCACCACCAACCAACCACCAUCCAUCAUGAGGGAAAUCGUGCACAUCCAGGCCGGCCAGUGCGGGAACCAGAUUGGUGCAAAGUUCUGGGAGGUGAUCAGCGAUGAGCACGGCAUCGACCCAACAGGAACCUACCAUGGAGACAGCGAUCUGCAGCUGGACAGGAUCAGUGUGUACUACAACGAGGCCACUGGUGGGAAGUAUGUGCCCCGAGCCAUCCUUGUUGACCUGGAACCAGGCACCAUGGACUCAGUCCGCUCUGGACCUUUUGGACAAAUCUUCAGGCCUGACAACUUUGUUUUUGGUCAAAGUGGAGCAGGAAACAACUGGGCCAAAGGUCACUACACGGAGGGGGCCGAGCUGGUGGAUUCAGUCCUGGAUGUGGUGAGAAAAGAGGCUGAAAGCUGUGAGUGUCUGCAGGGUUUCCAGCUCACGCACUCCCUGGGAGGAGGCACCGGCUCCGGCAUGGGCACCCUGCUCAUCAGCAAGAUCAGGGAGGAGUACCCUGACCGCAUCAUGAAUACCUUCAGUGUGGUUCCCUCUCCAAAGGUCUCGGACACAGUGGUUGAGCCGUACAACGCCACGCUGUCCGUCCACCAGCUGGUAGAAAACACAGACGAGACCUACUGCAUUGACAACGAAGCCCUUUAUGACAUCUGCUUCCGCACUCUCAAACUCACUACGCCCACCUACGGCGACCUCAACCACCUGGUCUCGGCCACCAUGAGCGGCGUGACCACCUGUCUGCGUUUCCCCGGCCAGCUCAAUGCUGAUCUGAGGAAACUGGCCGUCAACAUGGUGCCCUUCCCCCGUCUCCACUUCUUCAUGCCUGGCUUUGCCCCUCUGACCAGCAGGGGGAGCCAGCAGUACCGUGCCCUGACGGUGCCAGAGCUCACCCAGCAGGUGUUUGACGCCAAAAACAUGAUGGCUGCCUGCGACCCCCGCCACGGACGCUACCUGACGGUGGCCGCCGUGUUCCGCGGCCGCAUGUCCAUGAAGGAGGUGGAUGAGCAGAUGCUGAACGUCCAAAACAAGAACAGCAGCUACUUUGUGGAGUGGAUCCCCAACAACGUCAAGACGGCCGUCUGCGACAUCCCGCCACGCGGCCUCAAGAUGGCCGUCACCUUCAUCGGCAACAGCACCGCCAUCCAGGAGCUGUUCAAACGCAUCUCUGAGCAGUUCACCGCCAUGUUCCGCCGCAAGGCCUUCCUCCACUGGUACACCGGCGAGGGCAUGGACGAGAUGGAGUUCACCGAGGCGGAGAGCAACAUGAACGACCUGGUCUCCGAGUACCAGCAGUACCAGGACGCCACGGCCGAGGAGGAGGGAGAGUUUGAGGAAGACGUGGAAGAGGAUGCCUAAAGAAGUAACAAGAAAAUGAUGUAACAUGAGCUGGAGAAUAAGGAGAAUAUAAUAACCAAUAAGAAAAAAAAAAUCUAGAAAAAAAGAAACAAUAUUGUGAUAUGAAAUGAAGGAAUUUGGCAGAUUGGAUAAGUAAGGCUGGUUAGAGAAGUAUGGGAGUCUGAAUUGGUUAAUGGAGGAUGGAAACUAUGUGAAGACAAAAUAAUAAAAGAUGAAUGUAGGCAGAGAAGUGAAAGAGUAACAGGAUCAAAAUGACAAGACCAAACUAAUGUGCCAUGGUUUACAGUUUAUUGUGACGCCAUGUUGGGCGGUUUCACCAAGACUAGCCUCACAAAAUCUUUUCAAUUUUUUUUACACUAAGAUCUUGUCUUGCAGCAAAUGCACAAAACAGAAGCACUUCUUACACUUCCCUUUCAUCACGUAGGGUUAUAUUUGACUCGAAAACAAACUUCUACGAGGGACAGAAUCAAUGAAGUAAUCAUGGCGGCGGCUUUUUAUUGUAGCAUUAAUUCCACCUUGAACAAAAGUGUUAAAUGGUUAAAGGACAUGCAAUAUUACACUUACAUUCAUUCACACCGAAAUGCAAACAAGCUUGUCAUUUUUUGCCAAAUACAGUAUUAUUGACAUUACAUCUUGCACGAGAAACAGUAUUUUGCAGACAGAAAAUGUAAUCAAUGUGCUUCUUCACUGAUAAUAGAGUGAGUGAUGUAGUAAGUUAGCAGCUAUUCCAGGAUUAAAGCAUUUAAGGUGAAGUCAAAGAAAGUCAAGUGUUAGAAUCCCUAUAACUGUGGCUGUAGUCAUUUUUCAAACCAUGCCAUUAUCAGUGUUUAUUGUUUUUUUCAGUGUUUAUUGCCAUUUUUAUCAGCUUUGAAGAGCCUCUCUCAUAGAUAAAUGUGACUUGUUUUGGUAGUAGGUGGGACUGUUUCCAUACUCAAAGUAGAUUGAUCAGAAAUACAUUCUGACUGACUUUGUCACGUCUUUCUGAAGACUGUGGGUGAGAUAAGAGAACACAUUCUGGUGCGAUUCAGUCUUUUGCUGGCAGAGUAAUUUAAUUCCAGAGAUCAGGGUUUUUCUAAGUCAACAUCCAAGUAAAAGACCCUCUUUGCAUUUCUGUUAGACACACGGAAAUAGUUCAUUCAUGAUAUUAACUGUUUAUGGAGAAGAAAACGUGUCUCAAUCAGCUGAAGGCACCUAUCACUUACAACUUCACUUACAACUUCCCAUUAUCUGUGUUAUAGAUAUAAUUAAGACAAGUUUUUUUGUUGCAGAGCCUGCAACCAAUUCAACAUCACGUAACCGUAAUUUCAAAUUCUGUAAAGUUUUCAGAGGUGUGUUUCAUUGAACUCCUGACAGACAAAUCAACUUUACCGAGAUUCAUUGUCACUGUUUUAUCACAACAGCAGCAGUAGAAGGAUUAUUCUCAGACGCCAGCCAACGUCAUGAGGAGGAUCGCACACUGCAAAUGUCCUGAGCCCAGAUCAGGUCUUGAUCUGUUGUCCGUUCCCCGAUAUGUUC
Sander lucioperca (pikeperch) is the source of this 2974-nucleotide messenger RNA. Its product is annotated as tubulin beta chain. Gene Ontology annotation, cellular component: cytoplasm; microtubule. The transcript is spliced from 5 exons. The record is from RefSeq and is a predicted model, not a curated record. Lineage: Eukaryota; Metazoa; Chordata; Actinopteri; Perciformes; Percidae. Gene Ontology annotation, biological process: mitotic cell cycle; microtubule cytoskeleton organization. The coding region runs from base 125 to 1459 and encodes 444 amino acids. Gene Ontology annotation, molecular function: GTPase activity; structural constituent of cytoskeleton; GTP binding.